Astyanax mexicanus (Mexican tetra) is the source of this 1821-nucleotide messenger RNA. It is a transcript of the gene grwd1, whose product is annotated as glutamate-rich WD repeat containing 1. The record is from RefSeq and is a predicted model, not a curated record. The transcript is spliced from 7 exons. NCBI's taxonomy places the organism in Eukaryota, Metazoa, Chordata, Actinopteri, Characiformes, Acestrorhamphidae. Gene Ontology annotation, molecular function: protein binding. Bases 54 to 1421 code for a protein of 455 amino acids.
GCUCCGGUCGUGACGUUACUGCGCAGUGUUGUCUUCUCGAGCUUCUGGUGAACAUGGCGGCGCCCGGAGAGCACGCGUGUGAGGAUGGAGAGAUGGAGGAACUGGAGGAGCAGGAGGAGCAGGACGGCAUGGAGGAGGAGGAGCAGGAGGAGAACAGCGGCGAGGGGAUGAAGGUGUUUGUGCCGGGGCAGCAGCCGCUGGAGCCCGGCCAGGAGCUGGAGAUGGACCGCUCCGCUUACCGCAUGUACCACGAGUGCCAGACAGGUGCUCCAUGUCUGAGUUUUGAUGUUCUGCCCGAUGGUGAGGGAGACAGUAGAGAGAGUUUUCCUCUCUCUCUGCUGUUGUGUGCUGGAACCCAGGCAAACACGGCGCUCGCCAACAGACUCAUAGUCAUGCGCAUGCACAACCUCCACGGCAUAAAGGAAAACGACAACAAAGAGGGGAAGAAGGAGAGCAGUGAUGAAGAAAGUGACGAUGAUGAUGAUGAGGAGGAAGACGAGGACAAGAAGCCUCAGAUGGAGCUCGCCAUGGUGCCCCAUUAUGGAGGAAUAAACAGAGUCAGAGUAACCAGGCGAGGUGAGCAGUCAUUGGCUGCCGUGUGGUCAGAGAAGGGCCAGGUGGAGAUUUUUGACCUUCGGCCGCAGCUUGAGGCGGUUUAUAAUUCUUCAGUCAUGGCGGCAUUCAUCAAGCAGAACAAGGAGAUCACACCCUUAUUUAGUUUUUCUGGUCACAUGGCUGAAGGCUUUGCUGUUGACUGGUCUCCAAAAGUACCAGGCCGUCUGGUGAGCGGAGACUGUAAGAAGAACAUUCAUGUGUGGGAGCCGAGAGAGGGCGGAGUGUCCUGGCAGAUCGACCAGCGGCCGUUCAGUUCACACACCAAGUCUGUGGAGGACCUCCAGUGGUCACCCACUGAAGCUACAGUGUUCGCCUCCUGCUCAGUGGAUCAGUCCAUUCGUGUUUGGGACAUCAGAGCUCCGCCCAACUCCAUGCUUUCAGCCAAUGAGGCUCACUCUUCAGACGUCAACGUCAUCAGCUGGAAUCGAACCGAACCCUUCCUGCUGUCUGGAGGAGACGACGGGCUUCUGAAGGUGUGGGACUUGAGGCAGUUUAAGUCUGGACGGGCGGUGGCCAGCUUCAAGCAGCACAGUGCUCCAGUGACCUCAGUGGAGUGGAACCCUGUGGACUCCAGCGUGUUCGCCGCCGCCGGAGCAGAUGACGUGGUCAGCCAAUGGGAUCUGUCUGUAGAGUCAUGUGACAUGGGCGAGCGGGCAAAUGACGUAAAGGAUCUUCCGCCACAGCUGCUGUUUCUCCACCAGGGUCAGACAGAGGUCAAGGAGCUCCACUGGCACCCACAGCUCCCUGGAACACUUAUCUCGACAGCGCUGUCCGGGUUCAACGUCUUCAGGACUAUCUCUGUGUGAACAUCUAUCUCUGUGUGUGUGAACAUCUCUGUGUGUGCGGGGGUGUAUCUGUGCCUUUUUUCAGGAGCACAAAUGGACUUCAGAAGUUUCAUAGCUAAUAAUGUAGCUAGCGCCUGGUCCAGGUUCCUGUAUUCCACCAGUCACUGCGCUUGUUACAGGAUACCGUAUAUACUGGCCUGCAUUUAUAGGACUGCAUUAGCAGGCGCUUUGGUGGUCUAUGAAGACGGUCUAGAUUGGAUACCUAGUCUCCAGACUAUGGAGACUAGUGGGAUCCACAGAUAGUGUAAGACACGUACAGUGGCUUUUUUUUAUUGGCUGUCUGUGCUUUUUGAACUUUACUCCACCUCCAUUGUUCAUCUGUGUCAUGAAAUCUGAUUAAAACAAAAUGUUUCCACAUUGA